Molecule: messenger RNA, 1600 nt
Organism: Aspergillus steynii IBT 23096
Lineage: Eukaryota; Fungi; Ascomycota; Eurotiomycetes; Eurotiales; Aspergillaceae
Product: putative aldo-keto reductase (AKR)
Exons: 2
Coding region: 438-1391 (317 amino acids)
Cellular component (GO): cytosol
Molecular function (GO): aldose reductase (NADPH) activity
Source: RefSeq, a predicted model, not a curated record
AGAGCAGGUUAUCUGAACAGCAGCGUCGCUGCGACCAGUCAAGCCGAAGAUAAAUAUGCUGCCUGCGCUGUUUUCCCCGUCCGGGAUGAUCCAGUGCAGUGUUUAGUGUUCUUCACGACUCGGAAUCUUCAAAUCAGGCAAGGGACCCUGGUCACUCUUCCCAUUGCGGCCUGACCGGAAGACUACGAAUUACUCGAUCGAGGGUUGUCGCUGGCGAUCUAGACGUCCAUCUCUUGGCUGAUCUAAGGCAGGGUAGCAGUUAACUGACUGUGUAUGCUGGACCUAGGGUUCUUAGGUCAUCAUGAAGUCAACCGCGUGGUGCACUCAUUGGGUCUGCAAGAACCCCUCCAUCUCCACCAACACCUAAAAAUAUCGUGCAUUCAGUCUACCACGUUCGGCGAAAUAUCGACUUGGACAUCUGACAGUCACUGUAAAUCAUGGCGCGAAGUGUCGCGAGUAAGAUGUCCUGGGAGAAGUACGUGCUGCGUCCCGUCCAGGGCGCCCCUCCCGUGGUGCUGCCGACCUUCAUUUACGGCACUGCCUGGAAGAAGGAUCACACCGCGGAGCUGGUACACCAGGCUCUGAGGUCGGGAUUCCGCGCGGUGGAUACCGCCGCCCAACCAAAGCAUUAUCGCGAAGACUUGGUAGGAGAAGGGAUCCGCAGGGCCAUUCGUGACGGAACAGUCCGACGAGAAGACCUCCAUGUCCAAACCAAGUUUACGUCAGUCCAUGGACAAAGCCCGGACAACAUGCCAUACGAUCCUAAUGACUCGGUGACGGAGCAAGUCCAUGCCUCCAUCCAGUCUUCCUUCCGGCAUCUUCGCCCGUCUGAGGAGGCCGACAGUGCCAGCGAGACAUAUAUCGACACGCUGAUUCUCCACUCUCCCUUGUCGACAAUGGAGCAGACUCUGGAGGCUUGGUCGGCGUUUGAGACCUAUGUGCCCCAUCGCAUCCGGAACCUAGGCAUCUCCAAUUGCACCCUGCCCGUCGUCCGGGAGUUGUCGUCGCUGGUUUCGGUGAAACCGGCGGUGGUGCAGAACCGAUUCUACGUGGGCACGCAGUUCGACGUGCCGCUACGGUCGUUCUGCCGGGCUGACCAGAUCAUCUACCAGAGCUUCUGGACCUUGUCGGCGAAUCCAGAGUUACUGCAUUCCGAUGCCGUUCAGCUGCUAGCCAGCCGGGCGGGGAUCAGUCCUGCGGCUGCUUUGUAUAGUCUUGUGCUGGGCCUCGGGAAGACAACGAUACUCAACGGCACGACUAAGAGAGCUCACAUGGAGGCGGAUCUGGCUGCUCUUAAGGUAGCCGAGAAGUUUGCCGAGGAAAACCCCGAGACAUGGCAGCGCAUCGCGGAGAACUUCCAAGGGCUUACGGGAGACCAUGUGACGGUUUAGUCUAUUGACAUUCGUUCCUGGCGCGAAAGUCUGCACCAUCAUGUAAUCGAGCUCCGUACAAAGACGGGAGAUAAUAUAAAAAGCGAGUCAAUCUCCGAACCAACGAGGCCGUAUGAUUGGCGUUUCGGCGGUGGAUAAGUAGUUCGUGGCGAGCGGGACCCAUUGGCGGCCAGAGUGGAAAGGUGUCAGUAUGCAGUAGUACUGAGUAG